AAAACCAAGUGAAAAAAAUAAAAUAAAACUGUGCUGCCAUAAGAGGCAGACAUCUGACUAGAGAGGAAAGCAACAAUAAGCUCGACAAAGGAGAGAUCCUCUGGUCAAAGAGAGAUCUGUUUGCCUAAAUCCCUCUCUCCGUCCCUUCCUCCCUCAUUCGCUUUUAACUAUUGUUAAUUUCUCGUGCAGAGAGUCCUCCGGCCUCCCUCUCUAUUCCUCGAAAAGUUCCUAGAUCCUAGCUUUAAAGCCUCUCUCUCUUCGAAACAAUCCACUAUAAAUACCCUUUCACCCACUAUUCUCUCUCAAAAGCUUAAACCUUUUCCUCUGCUUCUCCUCUCUCCCGUCUCUGUUGCUACCCUGUUCAAAGGCUUUAAGCCAAGGAGAGCAACAGAGAACAAGAUAAGGGAAAAAAGGUUUUGUCUUGUAUCUCCGUCGACAACAAUGUCGGCCUGGAAAGACAAGGAAAAUGACCCCCGCCUUGAAGGCAUCGCUUCUGCCAUUCGCGUCGUUCCCAACUUCCCCAAACCAGGGAUUAUGUUCAAAGACAUCACUACGCUGCUACUUGAUCCCAUUGCGUUCAAAAACACUGUAGAUUUGUUCGUGGAACGUUACACCGGAAAGGGUAUCAACGCAGUCGCAGGUGUUGAGGCAAGAGGUUUCAUAUUUGGUCCUCCUAUUGCAUUGGCAAUUGGUGCAAAGUUUAUACCAUUAAGAAAACCGCGUAAACUGCCAGGUGAAGUAAUCUCAGAGAAGUAUACUCUUGAAUAUGGAUCCGACUGCCUUGAAAUGCAUGUUGGAGCUGUUCAACCUGGUGAACUUGCUUUAGUUGUUGAUGAUUUGGUUGCAACCGGUGGAACUCUCUGCGCUGCCAUAAAUUUGCUUGAACGUGCAGGGGCUGUAGUUGUGGAAUGUGCUUGUGUCAUUGAAUUGCCUGAACUUAAGGGCCGUCAAAAGCUGAAUGGCAAGCCAUUAUAUGUUCUGGUGGAAUCUCAUUGAUGGUAUUUGCCUUCUCUCCUUCUGCUGGGAAUCAAGAACAAGAGACAUGGCUGAACUGGACUAGGUCAUUUGAUUUUCUCUAAAAUGGAGUGAGAUAGUUCAAUCAAAGUGGUAGAGGGGUAAGCGAAAUGUCAGCAUCGAUAUUCAUUACUUUCUGACCAACCCUGUAUUCAUAAGCAUCAUGUGGAUCAUGUGAUAUGCCUCUAAAUUAUUAAAUUCAAUGUUAUAAUUUGAAGGUUGCCUUUGUAUAUAAUUAUGUAAUGCCAUAGUCUUUGCUACUAUUUUGAUUUGUUUGCUAAAUAGUUAC
Phalaenopsis equestris is the source of this 1303-nucleotide messenger RNA. RefSeq names its product adenine phosphoribosyltransferase 3-like. The coding region runs from base 442 to 996 and encodes 184 amino acids. Gene Ontology annotation, biological process: adenine salvage. Gene Ontology annotation, cellular component: cytosol; cytoplasm. NCBI's taxonomy places the organism in Eukaryota, Viridiplantae, Streptophyta, Magnoliopsida, Asparagales, Orchidaceae. Gene Ontology annotation, molecular function: adenine phosphoribosyltransferase activity. The transcript is spliced from 7 exons. The record is from RefSeq and is a predicted model, not a curated record.